UUUGCCGUUGUGAUGGACAAAAAAAGUUGUGCUGUUUGUGGAGUGAAGACGGGGAUAAAACAGUGUGGACGAUGUAAGAGAGUAUGUUAUUGCUGUAAAGAGCAUCAAAUCUACGACUGGAAAAUUCACAAAUCAUUGUGCAAACCAGUCAGUGCUGGGACUGCAGACCCAUCAACACUUGCUUUGGAUGACGUUCGAAUUGACUGUAGAAGUUACAAAGACUUUGUGUCUUUGGGUGACUGCAUUCAUAAGUCAAUGCAGAAAUACAGUUUGUGUGUGUUGGAUGGCUUUCUUGAAGAAAGCAAAGGAAAUCUGAUACUGGCUGAGGUGAAGAGAUUGAGACAGGCUGGUAGAAUGGCACCAGGCCAGUUGAGUGGUGGAUCAAUUGGUAGCGAUAAUUCUAUGAAAUUUACUGACAAGUCUGUUCGUGGAGAUGAGAUCGUUUGGUUAGAAGGUUGUGAAGAAGGGUGCAGCUCUAUUUGUUUAUUGAUGACUGCAAUGGAUGAAUUGGUGGUUUACAGCAACAGAAGUGGGAAGUUGCCCGGAUGCAAGAUCCAUGGUCGAACAAAGGCAAUGGUUGCUUGUUAUCCAGGAGAUCAAACAGGCUACAGUCGUCAUGUGGACAAUCCAGAUGGAGAUGGUCGAUGUUUGACUGCGCUUUAUUAUCUCAAUAGUGGCUGGGAUGAAAAGCAUGAUGGUGGUUCCUUAAGAGUUUUCUCUCCAUCUGGUGGUAUACAAAUUGACAUACAACCAGAGAUGAACAGGCUGUUGCUCUUUUGGUCUGAUAAAAGGAAUCCCCAUGAGGUACUGCCUUCUUUCAGAGAAAGGUAUGCUAUUACUGUGUGGUAUUUUGACCAAGAACAAAGACAACUUGCCAAAGUGUCUCAUUACCAGGAAAUGGCUCUGUUAACUUCUCGGCAGCAAAGUGUGUUUGAGACUGUUGUACAGAAAAAAGCUCAAAAGGAUGCUGCCGAAAGUGAAUUACAUAGAAAAUCAGCAGAUGUGAUUCGGAACAUGCUGUCGGAAGAUGACAUAGAGGCUUUGUCUACACUUGUUCGAAAACAUCCUGAUGAUUGGCAGGAGAUAUUUGACAACAUGAGCAUUGCUCCCAGCAUACAAAAAGCAUUCAUAGAUCUUCUGGUUUUAAAAAGUUAAUCCGUAUUACUCAAGGUAGC
Molecule: messenger RNA, 1175 nt
Organism: Corticium candelabrum
Lineage: Eukaryota; Metazoa; Porifera; Homoscleromorpha; Homosclerophorida; Plakinidae
Product: prolyl hydroxylase EGLN3-like
Exons: 7
Coding region: 13-1155 (380 amino acids)
Biological process (GO): cellular response to hypoxia
Molecular function (GO): ferrous iron binding; L-ascorbic acid binding; peptidyl-proline dioxygenase activity
Source: RefSeq, a predicted model, not a curated record